Messenger RNA from Rhipicephalus sanguineus (brown dog tick), 1840 nucleotides. Its product is annotated as alanine aminotransferase 2. Lineage: Eukaryota; Metazoa; Arthropoda; Arachnida; Ixodida; Ixodidae. The record is from RefSeq and is a predicted model, not a curated record. The transcript has 13 exons. Gene Ontology annotation, biological process: biosynthetic process. Gene Ontology annotation, molecular function: pyridoxal phosphate binding; L-alanine:2-oxoglutarate transaminase activity. Bases 138 to 1565 code for a protein of 475 amino acids.
AUCUGUGUACCGUAAAAAAGAGAGAGAGAAAACAAGCAACCAACUACGACACUAUAAGAUCUACCGCAUCAGCCAGCAUUUUGCGGCAUACAGGCAUUCGAAAAGGAAUACCUCCCAGAGCAUUGCCAAGUUCAACCAUGAACGACAAGGCGGUUUCAAUGAGAGGCAACGACGUUCCAGUUACGCGCCUUGGUUUCGCACCGUACCGGGUCAUGCUAUCUAUGAUACGUGAAAUCGAAGAUAAGCUCAAAGAGGGAAAAAGCCUGGGGUUCCCAUACUUGAUUCGUGGAGAUAUCUCCGACGGCCAGCGGAUGGGUCUCACACCCAUCACCUUUCUAAGGCAGGUGGUGGGCCUGUGUGCGCUACCCGAAAUCGCUAGUCACGUGCCAUCUGACGUUGUUCAGAGGGCGAGAGACAUAAUAAAGCAUUGCCCUGGAGGGGCCAUUGGUGCCAUCCAAAACCAAGACCAUCCCUUAAUCCAGCGACACAUUGCUGAACACAUCAGCCAGAGAGAUUCUGUCGAAGCCAGGCCUGAGGAUAUUUGGGCUACAGAUGGAGUAACUCACGGGGUCACCACCAUACUUGAAGUACUCAAGCGCCGACACAACGGGACAACGCCUGGUUUUCUUACCUGCGUGCCGACAUACAUGGGCUAUUUCACAUUGCUGCGACAAUAUGGCUAUCAUGAGGUGUGCUAUUACUUGGAUGAGGAUCAUGGUUGGGCUCACAACACUGAUGAGAUGCAGAAAGCGUUGGACGCAUCCAAGAGCGUAUGCGUCCCAAGGUGCUUGCUCCUGGUUAACCCUGCUAAUCCGCCCAGUACGGUGCUCUCCAUGAAGCAGCUGCAGGAUAUCAUCAUGUUCGCGCAUAAGAAUCACCUGAUAAUACUAGCCGACGAGGUCUUCGAAUACAAUAUCUACGACAUAAAUCAUCCUUUCCACAGCGUCAGGAAAGUUAUGAACACCAUGAGCGCCCCAUAUUCACGGACGGCGCUGAUUUCUUUCAAUUCGCUAGCAAAGGGAUUCACUGUUGAGGCCGGCUUACGGUCCGGCUAUUUCGAAGCCAUCAACCUCGACUCUGUUGACCAGGCAUAUCUGGAAGAGGCUAUGGAGGCAGACCGACCGUCGAUGCUCUCUCAGGCAGCACUGGAUUGCAUCGUGAGGCCUCCGGGAUUAGGAGAUCCUUCCUACGAAUUGUACACUAAGGAGAAGACCUCCACUUUGGACUCUCUAGCAAGACGAGCCAAGAUGGCGGAAAAGAGGCUGAAUGCCAUCCCGGGAUUUCACUGCGGACCCGUCCAAGGAUCAAUGGCGGCUUACGCUCGCAUCACUAUUCCGGCCAAAGCCAUCGAGGAAGCAAAGCGCCGGAACAAACAAGCUGACGUAUUUUACGCCGAGGAACUGCUGAAAGCAAAAGGCAUAAGCGUGACACCAAGUUCCGCAUUUGGAAGACUUCCGGGAAGGUAUCAUAUAAGGAUCACAAUACUGGCGCCAGAUGACAGAUUGAUGGAACUGUUCGAUCGCCUCGAAGCCUUCCACAAGGACUUUAUGGUCAAAUACGCAUGAAAAAAAUUGUAAUUACAAACUCCGCCAACAAAGAAACAUCAAUUAUUCAGAAUGAAUAAAAUUAUUCGGAAGGUUCUCAUCCGCCUGGUAUGGGCAAGUGUCACCACACCGCUUAAACUCGUCAUCUCUCUCUCGAACGCUAAACUGUGCACGCAUUGCAAAGCACAGUUUAUAGAAUACAUCCUAGUUAAUUAAUUUAAGCUGGGUGAAUGUGUUCCCAAUCAAUAAACAGCUGAAUGAAAGUCUGGCUAGCUUUGAAAGUCUCUCUAGCACAU